Molecule: messenger RNA, 771 nt
Organism: Geosmithia morbida
Lineage: Eukaryota; Fungi; Ascomycota; Sordariomycetes; Hypocreales; Bionectriaceae
Product: RING protein
Exons: 2
Coding region: 1-771 (256 amino acids)
Source: RefSeq, a predicted model, not a curated record
AUGGCUACUUGCAAGUUGUGUAGGGAUCCGUUAGUGUUCCAAAUUGAGGAUGAGGCCGACAAAGAAAACGCCGGGAAAGCAAGUGCUGAAGAAGUGCCUGACGAUCUCGAACUCCCUUGUGGCUGCCAUUUUCACUGGCAAUGUUUGCUAGACGAGUCCCCAGCUGUUACUAUUUCGUUCAGGUGUCCCAGUUGUGAAUCAUACUUGGCUACAGAUGAGUCUGGCGCAUCCGGGAGUAGUAGCACCGCGGCCUCUGUGGCGUCGGUCAUCCUGGCCAAAUACAAGAACGAAGGCGGUCUGCAGCCAAACUUCGAUAUACUCCCUGCCAUCACUGAGGAAGCCUACCUCUCCAGCCACCCAGAAGCCCGGCCCGCGCGAGCUUUCCAGAUCAUGUGCUCCGAAGGGGAUGUAGGUGGUAUGGUCGAGUUGUUGGCAACGAUUGAUGAUGCCAACGAUGGAGAUGUCAGUGCGCCCUCGGUGCUCAGGUACCAAGAUCCACUGUCUAAUAUGAAGACUGGUCUUCAUUUAGCUAUUGAACGAGGACAGACAGAUGUCGCUCUCCUGCUACUUUGGCUUUGCUCAACUAUACCGGACGGGGAAUUUCCUGAGGAUGGUAGGCAGACUGCCCAGAUGUUAGGCGUUGGCCGCCUAGCUGUGGACAGUAAUGGAGACAUAAGGGCAUUGAAGGACAGCAACGGAUUGACUGCCGGUGACCAUGCUCGUCAGUUUGCGGGGCAAUGGGUGGCUCUUUUUGAAGCAGGGCUACUAUAG